Molecule: messenger RNA, 1646 nt
Organism: Glycine soja
Lineage: Eukaryota; Viridiplantae; Streptophyta; Magnoliopsida; Fabales; Fabaceae
Product: RNA-binding protein 24-A-like
Exons: 6
Coding region: 446-1186 (246 amino acids)
Molecular function (GO): RNA binding
Source: RefSeq, a predicted model, not a curated record
AGUUUCCUUUUUUUUUAUUUUCUUUCCCUUUUUUCAGUUUUCUCUGUUCCUCUGCUUUUAUUUCCUUACAUUUUUCAACUCUUCAUUACUAUUCAUUAACUUUCUUGUUAAGGGAAUCUUCGUCGUGGAAUCUGAGGAAACGUCAGUAUGAAAAUCAUGGAGUUUUCCUCGCCAUAAUGAACGAGAGAGAAUCACUAGAGGCACAUGUUGUUGGUAGAAGAAUUUCUCUGGGAUUGACUUUGAUUGAAUGAUUGUUCACUGUUCAUGCUAAACAACACAAACCAAACGGCUAUUCUGACUACUUUUUGAUCCUGUUUCUAAUCUUGUUUCUAGGAUCCUGUCUGUCUCUCUUGGUUUGGUUUAUUAGACUUGUGCUGUGUCUAAGUCUUUAUUUCAGGGCUCUGUGAGUUGAAUUCAGGUGUCACAUCCAAGGCAACAAAACAAGAUGAUGAGUCCAAACCUUGCAAAACAAGUUGGGGACACAACCUAUACCAAGAUCUUUGUUGGAGGAUUAGCUUGGGAGACUAAGAGAGAUACUUUAAAACGCUAUUUCGAUCAGUUUGGGGAGAUCUUAGAGGCCGUCGUCAUCACUGACAGAAUCACAGGAAGAUCAAAAGGAUAUGGCUUUGUGAUCUUCAGGGACCCAAAUUCUGCAAUAAGAGCUUGUCAUAAUCCCUAUCCUGUGAUUGAUGGAAGGAGAGCUAACUGUAAUCUUGCAGCUCUUGGUGCACAGAAAUUUGAUCCAUCUAUAACAACAGGAAGGCAAAAAUUCAGUAGCCCUUCAUGGAAUAUGGCACCAAUUCCAUUGCAAGGAACUUCCACUCAUUACAAUCAGCACAUACCACACUACCCAUUUCCGCAUCCAGUCUACAGGUAUCCUGGUUAUCCUCACCCACAAGACUUGUAUGAAAUGAACUACAAUAAUGCUUAUGGUGGACAGCAGCUUCCACUCUGUUGGUUUCCAGCAUAUUGCCAACCCUUUUAUGGCCUUAGUAGACAGUUUAUUCCAACAGCAUAUGUGAAAAAGGCACAAACCCCUGACGUGUCACCUCAGGAGUUCACGGUUGUUGGCUUCUCAGAACCUAUUUCAGCUUCUCCCUCAAUUUGCAGCACUGGAUUAGACACAGGAACAGUACCAGCUACAGGAGUGCUAGAAUCCCACCAAGAACAGAAGUCUUCAACUUAAAGCUAUGAUGUCAAUUUACUAGAAUAGAGAAAGUAAAAAAGAAAAAUGACACUGCUGAAUAAACCAGGAAGCUCUAAGUACAUUCCCAUUGAGGUGGUCUAGCAAAGGAACUAAAUCAAGCAAUAACGUAUUGAGAUCUCCCAUCGAUGGAACAGCUGAUCCUAGAGACCUGACACUUAUGAAGUGAAUCCUGGAUUUGUUCAUUGUCUUUGAACAUUUUUUUACUUUUCAGCAUUCUGGUGCACAGUAUUCAUUCUUCGGUUUUCCUUUUUUUUUCAUUUUAGUUUUCUUUUUUAAAAUUGGAUUCCUGCUAAGCUAUAGUUAAAAAAGAAAAAGAAAAAAAAACGAAAAAAAUUGCUUGUUAUUAUUCUUUUAUUCUUACACCUAUACUUUGCAUUCCUAUUUUGUGUUAGUUAGCUGAACUAAAAUUGCAAGAUUAAUUAAUACCAGUAUUUCUUUC